Molecule: messenger RNA, 2832 nt
Organism: Salvia hispanica
Lineage: Eukaryota; Viridiplantae; Streptophyta; Magnoliopsida; Lamiales; Lamiaceae
Product: SPX domain-containing membrane protein At4g22990-like
Biological process (GO): transmembrane phosphate ion transport from cytosol to vacuole
Cellular component (GO): plant-type vacuole membrane
Molecular function (GO): transmembrane transporter activity
Source: RefSeq, a predicted model, not a curated record
AAAUAGGAGUAUUUCAUAAUCGUUGCUCUUGACUAUCUCUAUAUGCUGACAACUAUACUUCAAUUCUGCAUCAGCCACCAAUUACUUGCAUAGCUGAUCAAGUUUGAUUAGAAUACCGACUGAUUCCUGUGAGUUGAACUACUCAACUACCUACGCAUCAAAAUUGAGUUGAUAUUUGUUUGUUGAUGCUCAUCUAAUUCAAGCCACUUCGAUUUCCGGCGACAUCGACUAUUACGUCAGAAAUAUAGUAGUAGCCUCUUUGUUGCCCCUGAAUGUAUGUUUAGCUUGCAAUUUUAGAGUUGAUGAUAAGAUUGGUUUCCGAUCAGCGCUUGAGUGGCAGAGCAAUCAUUUUAUCUUUGGAUCUCAACUCUUGUGGAGUAAUUGUUUGAGAUAUACAGAAGAUUCUGGAGCUAGUUGUUUGUGGCUUAUCUCUUCAACAAUUUAAUUUAUCGUGUGAUAAAGAUGGUUGAAUUCGGGAAAAGGUUGAAGGAAAGACAAAUCCAAGAAUGGCAAAGAUUCUACAUCAACUACAAACUAAUGAAGAAAAAAGUUAAGCAGUACACUACUCAAAUUGAAUCUGGAGCAUUGGAUCACCGAAACGCUCUCAAGGAUUUCUCAAGAAUGCUGGAUACUCAGAUUGAAAAAAUUGUUCUAUUUAUGUUAGAACAACAAGGCAUUCUAGCAAGCAGGAUUUCCCAGCUUAACAAGGAACAGGACUCUCUUCAAGAGGAGCCUGAUAUUUCCAAAAUAUCUGAUCUACGUGAAGCCUACAGAGAAGUGGGGCGAGAUCUCUUGAAGCUACUCUUUUUUGUUGAAAUGAAUGCCAUUGGUCUGCGGAAGAUCCUUAAGAAGUUUGAUAAGCGACUGCGAUACAAGUUCACCGAUUACUAUGUGAAAACACGUGCGAACCAUCCUUAUUCCCAACUUCAGCAAGUCUUCAAGCAUGUGGGACUUGGAGCUGUUGUUGGAGCAAUUUCUCGAAAUCUUGGAGAUCUUCAAGACCGUCAGGGAAGCUACUUAUCUAUAUACGACCAGCCCGCUCUUCCACUCCAGGAUCCUGUCGUUGACGCCAUAAAAGCAGCUUCCGACAGAUUAACACACUCUACACAUUUUCUCAACUUUUUGGCACAACAUGCAUUUAUCAUGCAUGAAGAGUUGCCUUCUGCUGCCGAGGAACCUCCAAGUGAAGAAAGAUAUCAUUUCAUGUCACUUCUUCUAAACUUAGCAAGCACAUUUCUCUACAUGAUCAAUACAUACAUUAUUGUACCGACAGCUGAUGAUUACUCUAUGAGCCUUGGGGCAGCACCGACAGUCUGUGGUGUUAUAAUUGGAGCAAUGGCGAUCGCACAGAUAUUUUCCUCUGUGUAUUUGAGUGCUUGGUCUAACAAGUCAUACUUUGGACCUCUUGUAUUUAGCAGCUUAGUUCUUUGUGCAGGAAAUGUUAUGUAUGCAAUGGCUUACGAUGUCAAUUCAAUAGCUGUACUUCUGAUUGGAAGACUACUUUGUGGGUUGGGUUCUGCCAGAGCAGUUAACCGACGUUACAUUAGCGACUGUGUGCCACUUAAAUAUCGCAUGCAGGCCUCAGCAGGGUUUGUCAGUGCUAGUGCUCUAGGAAUGGCAUGUGGCCCGGCAUUAGCCGGGUUACUUCAAAUCAAAUUCAAGAUCUAUAAAAUCACUUUUAAUCAGGAGACUUUGCCUGGUUGGGUGAUGGCUGUGCUUUGGUUAUUGUAUCUAGUGUUGCUGUGGAUCACAUUUAGGGAACCUGCUCGUGAUACCGAAGUCGAUCCCAUCCCGCAGGAACCCAACACCGAAGAACAAGUCUCUCUUGAGAUUGGUCCUGCACAACCAUUACUUCUGAAGUCAAUUGAGAAUGAAGAAGAUGAAGAGGGGGAUGAAGAAAGUGAGGAGGCUUCAGAGGAAUCUCGCCGACCAGCCAACUCACUAGCAUCAGCUUACAGGCUGCUUACACCUUCUGUAAAGGUUCAAUUGCUUAUUUACUUUAUGCUCAAAUAUGCUAUGGAGAUCCUACUUUCAGAAUCAAGUGUUGUUACAACAUACUAUUUUGGUUGGACCACAAGCACCGUGUCCAUAUUUCUUGCCUGUCUAGGUCUAACAGUUCUACCGGUAAACAUUGUUGUUGGGAGUUACAUAAGCAACAUGUUCGAGGACAGGCAAAUAUUGAUGGCAUCUGAAAUUGUGGUCUUCCUGGGUAUACUAUUCAGCUUCAACUUUAUUGUCCCAUAUUCUGUGCCACAAUAUGUCGUAGCAGGCCUAGUCAUGUUUGUCUCUGCUGAAGUGUUGGAAGGAGUCAAUUUGUCUCUCCUGUCCAGAGUAAUGUCGUCGAGACUUUCCCGGGGGACGUACAAUGGUGGCCUUCUGUCGACCGAAGCUGGGACGCUUGCGCGAGUUGUUGCUGAUGCGACGAUCACCCUUGCCGGGUUCAUAGGGGAGAGUAAGCUCUUAAACAUCACCCUACUUCCUUCCCUAGUGAUUUGCAUCGCCUCCAUUGUUGCUACAUGCUGCACAUACAACAGUCUGUAUUAGCCACAGCAUCACCUCUAUUGUUGCUAUGUUUGGCCUACCACACUAGGCCAAAUUAAAGUCAUCCUAGUACCUCAAGAGAAUGUUAUAUAUGCAUUCAAGUAUGUAGAGAUAAAUGGUGUGCCAUUGAUUAUUAUAUAUGUCUUUUUGGUUGAUAUUUUAUAAUGUAAUUAGUAUCUUUGUAUUCAUCUUGGAAGUCUCUUUAACUGGAAUUUUCAGUUUGUAUUGUAUAUUUAAUUAUUUAUCCUUGUAAGUCUUGAAAUGUGAUGGGACCUUUCAUAUUUUCCACAA